CCCGAAUCGAAUCCGCCCCCGCCCCCCAAAUCUCGCCGGGAUCCGCCGCGCGCCGCCCGGAUUCGCCUUCCCGGCGCCGCGCCCUCCACCGGAUAGGAGGGGCGCUGCUCCGGUCCGCGGGUGCGCGGAUCUGGUUAGGGUGGGCGGUGCUCCCGGCGGCUCGGCGGAGGAGCGACAAAUCACGGUAGCGUUAGUGGUGGCGGUGACGGCGGCGGCGGAGGAGGUUGAUUUGGUUGUGUGAGUCGUGAGCUUAUUGGUGUGCCGGGUGCAGGUGACGCGCCAUGGAUUACAACCCCGUGGACAGCAGCGGAACUGAUGAUGAUCUUCCACCAUCAUAUCAGAACAGAGGUGUAAGAGGUGGUGGGCGUGUUAGUGGUAAUGGGAGAGAUAUUGUUAGUGCUGUUCCAUAUAAUAGAACUCAGCCACAGACAGAUAUGGAAACACAAAUUCAUCAGCUUGAACAAGAUGCGUAUUGUUCUGUUCUUCGUGCAUUUAAAGCACAAUCUGACGCUAUUUCAUGGGAAAAGGAAGGUCUUAUAACUGAACUUAGAAAGGAGCUAAGAGUGUCUGACAAAGAGCACAGAGAAUUGUUAAACAGAGUGAAUGGUGACGAUAUCAUUCAAAGAAUAAGGGAAUGGAGAGAAACAAAAUCUGGGCAUCAGGCAGAUAUGGUGAACAAUACUCAGCGUUCACAUGACCGCAUUCCCAGCCCUACCACCUCUGCUCGCAAGAGGCAAAAGACAUCACAAUCCAUCCCUUCAUCAUCUGUACCUGCACCAUCGCCUGCUGUGCAUUCACAGGCACUAACUGCACCAAUGCAACCAUUGUCUUCUGCAACAAAAAAAGUAGCUCCAUCAGGCACAAAAGGCAAAAAGACUAAGCCAGGUCAGAAGUUACCAGGUGGCUCUGCAGUCAAGACCAUGUCUUCUGCUGGUCCCAGUGGCAGGGGACCUGUUAUGAAUAAGAACCCAUCAGGUGGUCUUCCUCCUGAACCAAUAUCAGUAAAUCCAUUAAUCGGACGUAAGGUCAUGACUCGGUGGCCCGAUGAUAAUAGCUUUUAUGAGGCAACAAUAACUGAUUAUGAUCCACAACUGGAUCGGUAUGCAUUGGUUUAUGACAUAAAUACACCAGAUGAAACCUGGGAGUGGGUUGACUUUAAAGAGAUGGCACCUGAAGAUAUUAGAUGGGAAGGUGGUGACCCUGGAAUAAUCCAGCAAGGCCGUGGUGCUUCUGUUCAUGGCGGUAAGAAGUCAAGCAACCGUAAUGGCCCCAUGACAGGUGCUGGAAGGGGGAGCAGAGGGCCGCAGAAGAACACAUCAAGGAAAGACUUUCCACCUUCACAAAAUGGUGUUGGGAAGAAAAGCUCGGAUUGCAUAGAAAUACUCCAUACAGAGACACUAAUAAAGGAGGUGGAGCGGGUUUUCAGUGCAAGCAACCCUGACCCGCUUGAAAUGGAGAAGGCAAAGAAAGUGCUCAAGGAGCAUGAACAAUCUUUGAUCGAUGCAAUUGGAAGACUUGCUGAGGCAUCAGAUGGUGAAAGUGAUGAACGGGCACAACCCUUACAACACAACCGUGGAUGGAGAAACCAUCAUGGUGGAAACUAUGCAAAUGAUAUUACUAUCGAUGGUCACAUGCUUGGGGAUGCUGAUGCCCUGUAAACAAUUACUGAAAUGUAUACAGAACCCCCCUUACUUUUUUAUCUAUUGUAUAACUUCAAUGCUGAUUUAUUCUAGAUUAGCACUAGGUUCAAAAGUAUCAUCUAAUUGCUUGAAAUGAGUUUAUCAGUUAUGAUGGCCCUUUCGGAUUGUAUAACUUUUGGAAACUUGGUGAGAGGAGAGCGUUUUGUAGAAUUGUAGUCCAGCAGAGAGCAUGGUGACACUGUAAAGUUAGAUGUGGAGACAGUUUUGGUGUCGUACUA
Messenger RNA from Oryza brachyantha (malo sina), 1918 nucleotides. RefSeq names its product protein EMSY-LIKE 3. Gene Ontology annotation, cellular component: nucleus. The record is from RefSeq and is a predicted model, not a curated record. Gene Ontology annotation, biological process: defense response to fungus. NCBI's taxonomy places the organism in Eukaryota, Viridiplantae, Streptophyta, Magnoliopsida, Poales, Poaceae. The coding region runs from base 282 to 1658 and encodes 458 amino acids. The transcript has 10 exons.